Messenger RNA from Xenia sp. Carnegie-2017, 1997 nucleotides. RefSeq names its product transcriptional regulator Myc-A-like. The record is from RefSeq and is a predicted model, not a curated record. The transcript has 3 exons. The coding region runs from base 191 to 1219 and encodes 342 amino acids. Lineage: Eukaryota; Metazoa; Cnidaria; Anthozoa; Malacalcyonacea; Xeniidae. Gene Ontology annotation, biological process: regulation of transcription by RNA polymerase II. Gene Ontology annotation, molecular function: RNA polymerase II cis-regulatory region sequence-specific DNA binding; protein dimerization activity; DNA-binding transcription factor activity, RNA polymerase II-specific.
AAUGAAAGUGCAUGUGCUUAUAAACAGUUGAAUUGUGUCGCAAAUCAAACAGUCUCCAUUGACUUAAGCGCGCUCAAAUACAGCAAACAGUAUGAUCACGGACUAAAUUUGCCAGGAAAAACUGCAUCAAAAAGAAAUUGACGAUAAAAGUUAGAGUUACAAGUUUGUGUAGUGCCUGUACUUUGCCUCGAUGGAUAUAUUGGAAAGGGAAAUGAGUGAUAUCCUGACCGGCACAUCGUUAAACAUUAAGAUCGCCAAAUUCUACGGGUAUUCGCCGUUAUCCAAAAUUUGCGACAUGAAUGAACUUUGCUGCGAGAAAGAACCGUGGCCAAUCAAUUUAUUCCUAACUCCACCGGCUUCUCCUGAAGGAGGUCAGUCGUACCAAGAUGCUUUAGCUUUGGAUCAACCAAGUUUCGAUAUCGCAACACUAUCGGAAGUUUCGAGUACAAGCGACUUGAAGUCGAUGUUAAUUCGAGACUGUAUGUGGAACGGCGAAACCCCAAAGAAGGGUAAAAGUUUUGAAAAGCUACGAUCCCUUACUAAAACACCGCCACUGAUGGACUGUGGCUUGCGUAUAACAUAUGUGGACCCAUGUGAAAUAUGGCCCUUUCAUCUCAACGUUAACGUAAAGGCGGGAAAAUGGGAUGCGCUAGACAAUACGAAUGACAACAAUGAUGAAGAAGUUGAAGUAGAUGUUGUAAGUGUUGAGGUCGGUCACAAAGACGACGAUGACAGUAAGAUAGAGCAGAAAGCUUUAGGAAAAAAUGUAGAAAUUUUGAAUUUUGACAAUUCAGCAGCGACUGCUAGCCCGUUAGAAAACUCAAGUAGUGGUAUGGAUCACGACUACUCUAGUAAACUUAGAUCGGGAGUCAAGCGCAGACGCUCAAUCAGUAGCGAUUUGGACAAUGUUGGCGACCAGAAAACACAACUUUUGUCUGGUGAUGAGUCUGAUCCUGAGUGCGAGAUGAUUGGUCGCGCAACGCACAAUGUGUUAGAGCGCAAAAGGAGAAAUGAAUUGAAACUUCGUUUCCAGUAUCUUCGCGACUCGAUUCCAGAGAUUUGCGGCAAUGAUCGAGCACCAAAGGUUUCUAUACUUCUUAAAGCGUACAAUUAUAUCUUGCAACUACAGGAAGAAGAGAAGGAGCUGCUAAAAGAAAUGCGAUUGCAGAAAAAACGCAAGGAGCAAUUGAUAAAGAAGGUCUUGGAAAUGAGAAAAUGAAAACUUAUUCUACUGAGAAAAUUAUUGCUCACACUUUUGUAUCCAGACCAAAAUAUGGUUAUUGCUCCUAAUAACUCUGAAGGAGUCUGUAUGCAUAACUUAUCCUGAUGGUUAUGAUGACAUGAACUUAGAAAAAUAUUAAAGGUGAAUAAUGCAACGGAUAUUUGACAUAAAAUUUUAAGAAAAUAUGCAGCUGUAAACAACAUGCAAUUGUUGAAAAAUGAACAUGAUUCUUUACGAUUUUAAUUCUCUGCCAUAAGAAGCGCUAACUGAAGACGUUUGGCGCUCAUUUCUGCUAGAAUAUUUCAACUAUUAUAGUUUGGUUUCUUUUGACAAUGUAUAUAUUUUAAUGAAACAGCAUAUCCUGUACCAAAAACUGCAAAAAUGUGUUACAGUUAAAACCAGAGCAGUAAUUUUCAAUCAACUUUUAACUACUGAAACAUAUCAAAUCAAAUUGCAUUGCCUUGAGGUCGACACAUAGUUGCUACAUGUGUUAGAUUUCAUAUUAGUUUCCCUCUGUUAUGAAUAUUAUCAGGAUAAAAAGAGUUAGCAUAGAGUAAACUGAGCCAGGAACAUGUAGGAUAAAGAAAUAUUUAAUACACUAAAGUUUUAUUUAUAUUUUAUCUUGUGCGAUCAUUUAUUGUAUAAAUGUGUCUUUUAGACGAAAUAGAAUAUUUGUAGUAUAUAAUAGCACAACUUUUGUCGUAAUUUGCAUAUGCUCUACUCGCGGUUUCUUUAUGAAAGCAUUUUCAUUAAAAUAAAAACAUGCAUUUGCUGA